AACAGAUCACAACCCUACUGUUUGUUUUUUCCCGAGUUCAUAUUUGUUGAAUUCAAAUUUUUUUUUUUUUCGGUUUAGUUGAAUGUUAAAUUCAAUUUCUUUUUUGAAAUAAUAAAGAAUUUUUGUGGUUUUUUUUCUUUCCCCGAGAGUACGAGUACCGGUGGACGGGUGGAGAGGUGGGUUGAAAAUACAAGGAAAUGUAAGGAAUCAUGGAGAGAGAUGUGAGUGAAGUCUCUUUUCAGGUAGCCGACAACUCCAACUCUCUGCCUCUCCUCUCUCUCUCUCUCUCCGUCUCUUCUUCCUUCCUAACAACCGCAUUGCUCUCUGCACAUGCGCCACUCGCCUCUCCAGUCCAGCUCACCACACCCCGCAACAAAUCAUUCAUUCCGUUCGAGAUCAAAGCCCUCGCCGAGGAAACCCGCCCCCAGCUGGAUCCGACCCGUUUCUUCUUCUUCUUCUUCUUCUUCUUCUUCUUCUUCUUGCCCUUCCUCUGUAUUUUUUUUCUCUCUCCGCCUCGUGCUUCCUGUUGGGUCCUUUUCAGCAGCUAUUGGCUGUUGCGCUGCACAUACCAUCUUCCCAGGCCGCCCCCGUUGCUUCAGUUAUUAGAGACCCUUUUCCUAUUUCCUUUCCCCUUUUCUGGAUUCACAAAAUACGACUCUUUGCCCGUUUUCUCUACCCGGGGAGCGGGCUGGUUCAUAGCGAAAUGGAGCUUGUUGCUGUGUCAUUUUCGGCUGGGGGUAUUUGAUUGGAGGAGAGUUGAGCUGGAAGGAACUCGGUUACCCCAUCUUUUCAGCUUGUCCACAGUCUGCGGUUUCGCUGGCCAAGUUUAGGGCCCGAGGCUGAAGGAGGCUUCAGCGGAGCAGGUUGGUUGGAGUCAUGCUUUUCCUUUACGUUGAAAUCUGCAUUUGUGGGUUCUUUGCUUUGCUUUCAUUGAGUGUGGUUGCGCGGAAAGGAGAACGCUUUUGUGUUUCGUGGAGAGGAAGUGUCAGCGGGGAUUAACAACUGGGUUUGAAGUUGAAGGAAUACCCUUGAGGACUGCAACGUAUGAUGCUGAUUGCUUUCCUGACCAAUGAUGCCAUGCCAUCUAUUGGGUUUUGCUGCUUUUUCAGAAUACAUGUGUGCUAUGAGCCCUUAAUGAUCAUCAAUACUCGUUAUUUGGGUUAGGGUUGAGAUUUUAGGUCAAGAUGGGUGUAUGGUAUUUGUAUUAUUAGAAGGGUGAAACAAGUUUUUUUUAAUAGUCCUCUAUAAGCUACAUGCUCUAAUAGGGCUUUGGUGUUUUGUGGUUUACUGGCGUGAGUCGAUGUGUCUCCCCGGUGAUAUGCCAUGCUUGUUUUAGAUAUGAUGACUUAUGACGCUUCAAUGCUGACUCUUAUGUGUCCAUGAAGUCAGGAAGAGGUGGUGUAUCCUUUCUUUCUUUCUUUCUUUCUUUCUUUCUUUCAAGAAUGAGAGCGUAAGAGUAGCUCAGAUGAUUUCCGCUCCCAAAUGGCAGAUGAGUUGUUUGGUAUUCCAGUCAUAUUGAUUCUGUAAUUCACAAAUUUGUGAUGGUUUCAACUGCAGGAUUGAAAGGUUUGCUCGUGAUCACCAAGAGAGGUAUUUGUUAUCUACUGUUUGGAUGUUCUGAGUAGGAAGCAGGCGCCCUGUUUCCUUAUUCUUAGGGGGUGUGUCCGGAAAGUAAUGCAAAUAGAAAAUCCCUCUGCAAAUGGCGAAUCUUACCCCAGGGGUUCUGCUCAAGCUCUUGCAACACAUGAAUACAGAUGUCAAAGUUGCAGGUGAGCAUAGAUCAUCGUUACUGCAAGUGGUGAGCAUUGUGCCAGCAUUAGCGGGCAGUGAGCUAUUCCCUAAUCAGGGUUUUUAUCUCAAAGUGUCUGAUUCUUCCCAUGCAACUUACGUCUCUUUACCGGAGGAGCAUGAUGAUCUCAUUUUGAGCGAUAAGAUCCAAUUAGGACAAUUUAUUCAUAUUGAGAGGCUCGAAGCUGCCUCACCAGUCCCAAUACUUAGAGGAGUUAAGCCAAUCCCAGGGAGGCAUGCUUGUGUUGGUAGCCCCGAGGAUAUUGUGGCAACUGAUUCACUCAGCUUCCUCAAUAAUAAUCAUGAUCCAAGUUCUGGUUCGAAGCAUUCCAACAGUGCAAAGACAUUGAAAAAAGUGGGUUCAGGCAGUAGUAAUGGGGAGGGGAAGGUGAAAUCAACGCCCAGAGGGCUGAGUAGCAGUGGUAGCAAAGAUGAUUUACGCUCUAAGAAAACCUCCUCUCUAGCGAGGUCUAAGUCUCAGUUGUCAAAACUUCAUUCGAACCUAGAAUUGAAGAAGGAAUCUCUACAAAAGUUGAAGCCUUCUAGUUCAAGAUCUAUUCCUUCUUCUCCAAGUAGCUGUUACUCGUUGCCUACAUCAUUUGAGAAGUUUUCAAGUGGGGUGAAGCAACAGUCUAAAAUUAAGGGGUUCGAUAAGGGUUCGCCUAGGAUAGGACUAACAGAAAGAGCGGCUUCUGCUAAUGGAUUAACUCCUACUAGAAGAGUUCCUGUGAUCAAGAACAUAGUUCAGGGUAUUGAGCUGGGAGCAAAGGCUCUGAGAAGGAGCUGGGAAGGAAGCAUGGAAGUAAAGAAGAGGGAUUCCACAAAGUUGCUGCCUUCUAAACUGGAUCCAAAACCUGAAGUUCGGAGUACUUCUGUUCCAAGGAAAAGUACGUCCAGUGAGCGUUCACUUCCUAGAGAAGAUAGUAGGGGCUUUACGAAUUCGUUUAAAGAAGAGAACAAAGGUCCAGUAUCUGUUAAGAGAGCUGCUUUUUCUGGGAUUACUGAUGAUCAAGAAACGAUGAAUAAGCCUAGGCUGUCUGUUGGAAGAAAAUCUUCUGGAGAACUGGCUAAUAAUGGGCUUCCAGGGAACUUUGUCAAAAUUCCAAUACAUAGUAAAAGGAUGACUGAAGGGAGUGUUUCAUGGACUUCUCUUCCUUCUUCUCUUGCUAAGCUUGGGAAGGAAGUUAUGAGGCAUAGAGAUGCUGCACAGACAGCAGCAAUAGAGGCAAUGCAGGAGGCUUGUGCUGCAGAGAGCUUGCUUCGAUGUCUUAGGAUUUACUCUGAGCUAACUUUGUCAGCCAAAGAAGAUAACCCUCAACCUGCUGUUGAGCUUUUCUUGGCUCUCCAUUCAAGUUUGAACAAUGCUCGUACAGUGGCUGAUUCUCUAUCCAAAAUGCUCCCCCCUGGAUCAAUGAAUGAAAAUCUCCCCGAAGAAAUACAGAAGAUUACAUCAGAUCGACGUAAGCACGCAUCCAUUUGGGUCCAAGCAGCAUUAGCCACCAAUUUAUCAUCCUUUGCCGUAUUCACCAAGGACCAAAAAGCCUCUGCUGGAAGUAACCAGCAUGUGCUUGUUCUCGAACCCCUUUCAAAGAAUGGUGCUACGAGACCUGAACCCAAAAUCCGUCCAGUGGUUGGCUCGAAGCUAGUAGCCACAGGUGCUUUCCGCAAACAGUUGGAUUCUUCUGCUGCUAGUGAAAAGGCGCAGCCCCUGCAACCACCACCAGAAUGGAGCAGGGGGGGAGGACUCGACGAGGCGAUGGACUUGGCCGAAGUGUUGCGGGUGGAUUCCCAGAGUUGGUUCUUGGGGUUUGUGGAAAGGUUCUUGGACGCAGACGUUGACACGUCAGUGCUGUCGGAUAACGGUCAAAUAGCUGGGAUGUUGACUCAGCUGAAGAGUGUCAAUGAAUGGUUAGACGGGAUUGGGGCGAGCAAGGAUGAAGACGACGAGACUCGACCGAGUGUUUCUUCCGAGACCGUUGAUCGGCUGAGGAAGAAGAUCUACGAGUACCUUCUCACGCACGUCGAAUCUGCCGCUGCUGCACUUGGAGGUGGCGGUGGCAGCAGCGGCGGUGGAUCACAAUCGUCGCCAAAGCUUCGAGCCAUAGACACGAAAUCCAAAAGGUGACGGCUAAUUUUAUGCAUUACUAAUGUAUGAAAACCACAUCCAUUUCCCCUAGACCAUGAGAGUUGCGGGUUAAGGUGUGUUUUUUCCCAUGCUAAUCAAAUGAACACGACACCCCUUUUGACCAGGGGUUUGUGUUGGUUAUACGGGAUUGGCAGUGUUUGUUAAUUGAUCAAAGGAAAAAUUUUCAAGUGUAAAGUGCUAAAAACGGCAUUUGUGGUGCGCAAAUUUGUGUUUGUUGGUUUCUCCUGUAAUUAUACCAGGCUGUUGUUGAGUAGCGCCGAGCUUGUACUAUCAUUUCUUUGUUGUGGGGGUGAAUGAAUUUUUUUUUUUUGA
Messenger RNA from Linum trigynum, 4246 nucleotides. The record is from the annotation of a GenBank genome assembly. Lineage: Eukaryota; Viridiplantae; Streptophyta; Magnoliopsida; Malpighiales; Linaceae.